AUGGGUGCGUCAGUUUCAAAAGCAUUGGCGAGGAUCUUUGGUAAUAAAGAAAUGCGCAUCUUGAUGCUUGGUCUUGAUGCAGCUGCGAUUCUAUAUAAAUUAAAGCUUAAUCAAUCUGUAACAACGAUUCCUACAGUUGGUUUCAAUGUAGAAACAGUGACAUUCAAGAAUGUCAAAUUUAACGUUUGGGAUGUUGGCGGUCAAGAUAAAAUUCGUCCACUGUGGCGUCAUUAUUAUACUGGAACGCAAGGACUCAUAUUUGUAAUUGACUCUCAAGAUAGAGAUCGAAUAGACGAAGCUCGACAAGAGUUACAUAGAAUUCUUUCAGAUCGUGAAAUGAAGGAUUGUUUACUAUUAGUAUUUGCAAAUAAGCAAGAUUUACCGGGAGCAAUGUCUCCCGCGGAGGUAACAGAAAAACUUGGUUUACAUCGUAUGAAAGAGCGUUCUUGGUACGUUCAUCCUUCUUGCGCUACCACUGGGGAGGGUUUAUUUGAAGGAUUAAAUUGGUUAAGUCAAAACGCCAAAACAAAAUAA
Funneliformis geosporum is the source of this 534-nucleotide messenger RNA. Lineage: Eukaryota; Fungi; Glomeromycota; Glomeromycetes; Glomerales; Glomeraceae. The record is from the annotation of a GenBank genome assembly.